Messenger RNA from Cygnus atratus (black swan), 1998 nucleotides. RefSeq names its product HIC ZBTB transcriptional repressor 1 (gene HIC1). The record is from RefSeq and is a predicted model, not a curated record. Lineage: Eukaryota; Metazoa; Chordata; Aves; Anseriformes; Anatidae. Gene Ontology annotation, cellular component: nucleus. Gene Ontology annotation, molecular function: DNA-binding transcription factor activity, RNA polymerase II-specific; protein binding; RNA polymerase II cis-regulatory region sequence-specific DNA binding. Gene Ontology annotation, biological process: regulation of transcription by RNA polymerase II.
AUGAGAGUCCACCGAGACCUCGGCUGGUUGGCGGAGGCCACCGGACGCCCAGGGCGGCGGGCGAGGAGCGCGAUGCUGGACGCCAUGGAGGUGCCGAGCCACUCGCGGCAGCUGCUGCUGCAGCUGAACACGCAGCGCACCAAGGGCUUCCUGUGCGACGUGAUCAUCGUGGUGCAGAACGCGCUCUUCCGCGCGCACAAGAACAUCCUGGCGGCCAGCAGCGCCUACCUCAAGUCGCUGGUGGUGCACGACAACCUGCUCAACCUGGACCAUGAGAUGGUGAGCCCCGGCAUCUUCCGCCUCAUCCUCGACUUCAUCUACACCGGCCGCCUGGCCGAGUGCGAGCCGGGCGGCGAGCAGAGCCUGGGCGCCGUACUGGCCGCCGCCAGCUACCUCCAGAUCCCCGGCCUGGUGGCGCUUUGCAAGAAGAAGCUGAAGCGCAGCGGCAAGUACUGCCACCUGCGCGGGGGCUACGCGCCCUACAAGCUGGGCCGGGGGCUGCGUGCCGCCACGCCGGUCAUCCAGGCCUGCUACUCGGGGACGCCGCGGCCCGUGGACCUGCCGCCCGUGGAGCCGGCGACGCCGCUCAACACGCAGUGCGGGGAGCUCUACGCCUCGGCCUCGCAGGGCACCCCCCUGCACCCCCACGGGCUGUGCCCGCCCGAGCGCCACUGCUCGCCGCCCUGCGGCCUCGACCUCUCCAAGAAGAGCCCCACUGGCCCCUCCGCCCAGCUCCUGCCCACCGACCGCCUGCUGCCCGGCGAGCCCCGUGAGCCCUCGCUGCCCCCGCGGCACGACAGCCCCCCGGUCAGCGCCGGCCUCCUGGCCGGCCACCCCGCCUCCUACAAGGACUCCCCGCCGGGCGGAGAGCCGGGGGGGCACCCCCACGCCUCCGACCCCUUCCGCAGCACGCCGCCCUGCGCCGAGCCCCCCCUGCCCCGCGGCGAUGGGCGCGAGCUGAUGUACCGCUGGAUGAAGCAUGAGCCCCUGGGCCCCUACCUGGACGAGGGGGAGGCGGAGAAGGAGCUGGAGCGGGAGGAAAAGGCCGAGUCGCCGCCCGCGGCGCCGCAGCCCCGGUACCCCAGCGUGGAGAGCAACGACCUGGAGCCCGAUAACAGCACGAGCGAGGACACGGGCAGCAGCGAGGGGCCCUCGCCCGGCGACGCGCUGGACCGCUACUGCAACCACCUGGGCUAUGAGCCGGAGAGCCUGGGCGACAACCUGUACGUCUGCAUCCCCUGCGGCAAGGGCUUCCCCAGCUCCGAGCAGCUCAACGCCCACGUGGAGGCCCACAACGAAGAGGAGCUGUAUCACAAGGCGGCGGCGGAGCAGGCCGUGCCCUUCCUGGACAAGGGUGGCCCGGGGCUGGGCGACAUCCUGCGGCCCUACCGCUGCUCGUCCUGCGACAAGUCCUACAAGGACCCGGCCACGCUGCGGCAGCACGAGAAGACGCACUGGCUGACGCGGCCGUACCCCUGCACCAUCUGCGGCAAGAAGUUCACGCAGCGCGGCACCAUGACCCGCCACAUGCGCAGCCACCUUGGCCUCAAGCCCUUUGCCUGCGACGCCUGCGGGAUGCGCUUCACGCGCCAGUACCGCCUGACCGAGCACAUGCGCAUCCACUCGGGCGAGAAGCCCUACGAGUGCCAGGUGUGCGGCGGGAAGUUCGCGCAGCAGCGCAACCUCAUCAGCCACAUGAAGAUGCACGCGGCCGGCCCCGAUGGCAAAGCCAAGCUGGACUUCCCCGACAGCGUCUACGCCAUGGCCCGGCUCACCGCCGACCAGCUGGGGCUCAAGCAGGAGAAGGCGGCCGAGCUGCUCUCCCACACCUCGCACUUCCUCAGCGACCCCAAGGCCAUGGAGAGCCUCUACCCGUUGGCCAAGUUCACGGCCGAGCACCUGGGGCUGAGCCAGGACAAGGCGGCCGAGGUGCUGGCGCAGGCUCCGCACCUCCACGCCGAUGCCGCCCGGACCAUAGAGCGCUAUUCGCCCCCCUAG